Porites lobata is the source of this 34869-nucleotide messenger RNA. The record is from the annotation of a GenBank genome assembly. Lineage: Eukaryota; Metazoa; Cnidaria; Anthozoa; Scleractinia; Poritidae.
UCGUUCUCUGUUCGACUCGAAUCGAAAGAGAAGUUGUGAUGAGAAGCGAUGUUUAUGAGGGCGUUUCAUGAAAAUAAUCCUCUAAAUAUUCCGAUCUUUCACCACAAUGUUCUCCUCCUUAGCAAGCAAAACUUCUUUAUUUCGCGCUACACUUGUUGGAGUUAGCGGAGUGGGAUGUUGUUUGAUAUGGAAAUCAACUAGGCAAAACAAUAACUGCUCUGUCGGUUUUGUUCAUGCUAAAUCCGCGGACCAUGGUCAUCAAACUCGGCGAAAGACAAGAUUCGAUCAGUUUGCGAGCAUUGAGGUGGAUGGGCAGUACCUGAUGUCGCCAUCUGACUUUCUUGAAUCUGUCAUGCACAGAGAUUCACCAGGUGAUUGACUGACAGUUGGACACAUACCCAUUUUACCCAGUUCAUGGCACCUAAUUUACAUUAAGAGGGGGGCGUAAGGGGGAUACGAAUAUCGCAAAACUGCACAGAUAUACGUAUAAACAUUGCACUGAAUAACAUAAGAAAAAAACGCAAACCACAUUGAAAUUACUCGAAAAUUUCUAAGUACUACAAAUUGCCUAGUUCUGUAAAACUGCAAUACCACAACUUAAAAUAAAAAUUUCCUCAAAUCCGCACCAAAAAUCGGGAAAAACCACAUCACUGCAAACCCUUAUGUCCCCCUCCAUUAACAAAUUACGUGUAUAAUUGGUAAAAAAAGCCUCUUUCUGCCUCAGAGACCACUCAGAGCUUGGGGAGAUAAUGUACCAGUCAAUUCCAGACUGCCCAUCCCUUUCUGAGACUUAAGAUAUUACAGUUGGGUUUAAUACAAUUGUAGGAUAGAUACAGUAGUUACAUUUAUGUUGAAUAAACGGUUUGAUGAAUGGGAAAAUCUUUGAAUAGAUGCUGGUGGGUGGGGGACUUGACACUAAGGGCUAGCUGGUGGGGCAUUUGACCAUACAAACUGCCAACAUACCUGGGGAAUUUUUCAAAAAAUUCAAAUGCCCAGGGGUUGCCUGGGCUUAGGGGUUGGCGGGCAUGGGCAAUUUUGGAAUUUUUUGGUGCAUAAGACAAGAAAGCAUAAUAAUUGGAGCAAUGAGGUGGGAUAAAAGAAGCCUUUCAGUGGUGAUGACAGGUGAAAAUGGUAUCCACUUUUUUCGCCAGAAAGCCACUUUGGUCAAAGUAGUUUUGCUUGGAAUAAGGUUGAUUUGCCCGACAUGCAAUUGUUGUUCUUUAAGCCUAAAAAAAUGGAAUAAGUAUGAAAAGACAGUGAUUGCACAGCAGUGCGAGUUACAACCUUUUCCAUUGAAAUUGUACCAGAAAAUAAAAACUAUCUCAACUGUUGACAUAACGUUUUCUGAGGUAAACUUCAGAUCUCUCUUAAAGAUGGUUUCUAUAUGCAGAUCAUUGCAAUUGCUAAGAUCAUUCAGAUAGAUGAAACUUAUACCAACUACCAUGUCUAUUUUGUGUUAGGAUGGAGCCGCAAAAGACCAUUAUCAAAGACUGUAAGUGUGUAAAAGUAUGCUCAUAUAUAUGAUUUAUAAAACAGUAGUAAUAUUGUCUGCUGUAUUAAAUAUGCAUACUGGUAAUUUGUUCUCUUAUGGAUGUUGCCUGGGUUAAUUUAUUUUAACCAUACCAUGACCACCAUAAUCCAUUCCUCUGAGAAUUAGAGGAAAGUAAAAUACGCUUAUACUGUGAAACUCUCUUAAUGCAAGGUGGUUGCAUUUAUGAGAUUAUCAGACAAGAAUUAGUGAUGGAUUGUUUAUUGUAUUUGGGUCAAAGAAUAUAAUCUUAAUGUAACAAGACACUAUCGGAGUGUACACCUGGGCGUUGUUUUUACAUGCUUAUGUGAGGAUUUUUUGGUGUGCUGUAGUGUUGUUAAUAAUGGGUUAGUUGAAAUGGGUUAAAAAGGAGAGGAGGAGUCAUAGUGGGCAUUGCUUGGCAUGAAAAUAGCUCAAAUUUUUCCUUGGAAUUCCUAACACCAACUGGCUCAGGGAAUAGCAAAAACAACGAAUACUAAGAAAAUAAUGUUAUGGACUGGGAGCAAGCUCUCCUUUUUUGUGUGGCAAGCGAACGCGUGAGUGAGCGACGAAGCCUUGUGGGGUGGAGGAAAAAAGAGCUCUCCCUUUCUUUCCCCGCACCUUGCUCUCGCGUGCCACUCUUGCGUAACUUCUUUUAUUAUCCCUUUAAUGGAGAGCUUGCUUGCAGGCUAGAAAUGUUACUAUUUUCAUUCUUGUGAGAAGUGGUUGAAUCGUCAUCGUAAUGGCUCAUUCAAUUCCAAGUGUGUCUGUCCUCCCAAAGGCAUUAGUCAAAGGCAUUAGACUGUGGGGGUUUUACUACAUGUAAAAGUAGGCUGCGGCCCAAGGGCUCAUGGCCUGUUGCUGACAGCCCAUGGCCCAGCCUUCAACCCAUAUUUCAUAGCAGCUCUCCUCAAGAUCAGGCAGCCAGGCUGAUGCGGUUAGUGGGCCACUGGCCAGUAGCAAAACCCAAGUGCGUUGUAUUGGGGCUGCUACCUCUGUCAUGUUAGUUUGCAUUUUUUGGGGGAUCUACCCUUUUCCUACCAUCCCUGUCAUGUUGGUUUGAACCUCAGUUUUUUCUCCAAAGGGUCUACCCCUUUUCUUCUUGGGUGACUAGAAAAUCCCAUUUGUGUUCAUAAGAGAUGGGUUUUACGGGUUGAACUUCAAUUUUCCUUAGAGCACAGCCUUGCAUUUUUUUGACAGUUAAGAUACAAACCUAGUUACAUGUAAGUAUUUAAAUGUGGAUGUAAAAUAAAGGGUGGCUUCUUGAUUGUGGUCAUGUCUUGAGGUUUGAAGAAAAUUAGUUGGCUUGUAAAAUAUUCUAGUGAAUUGUUAAGCAGUCUGUGGUAAAUUUACAUGUACAGUACAUGUACAGUACAUGUACAGUAAAAUAAAAAUGUUGUUUGCUCUCUCUCUUAACAGGUUAUCUCCCAGAUGGUAAAAUGUACUCCUUCAAUAUCCAAAGGAUCUAGAAAGUUUUUCAGGACUUUACAAGAAAAUGGUAAUUUAGGCAGAUACAUACUAACAGCCUUUAAUUCUACAAUUUUAAAACUAUUUAAGAUAUUCAUUUGAAAACGUAAAAUGCAAUUUUUGCUAAUUAUGUAGUGAAUGGCUCAGCAGAAAAUACCAUUUAUGAGCUCUAAUGGUUCAAUAAUUGUAAAAUUCUAUGAAAUCUAUUACACUUGUCUUGUCCAUUGAUAAAAAAGUAAAAAUUCCCCGUUAAGUACGCUCUAUGUUGAAACAUGAUUAUUAUAAGUAACUGAGUUGUUAUUAUUUUAUUUAUUUUUGGUUUUUGGGCCAGCAGGCGUAAAAAUAGUAUUAAAGUAAUUUAGUACUGGAUACUUGCAGAAUUCCAUCAAUUGCAUGAUUUAACAAGUCUAGUCUUAUUUGAUAAAUAGAUAUUUUGUUUCCAUCAAUUGUCUCAAAAAUGAUUUAACAAGUCUAGUCUUAUUUGAUAAAUAGAUAUUUUGUUGACCAUGGGUGAAGAACUGGGCCCUGAAAAGUGUCAGCUUAGAAAUGUGAAAGUUGGGCGUUAGAGCAUUUUAGAGAAAAAAAAAGAAAAUGUCAUAAGAAUCACUCAAGAUGACCUUUCUUCCCUGAAAAGGGUGAGGGGCUUAUGAGGGGGGGCUUAUUUGAGAGGUGGGGUUAGGACUUGAAAAUGGCCUUCAUACUUAACCCUUUGGAUCCACUUUCACAUUUUUAUAGAAGAAUUCACAGAAAUUAUUUUAGGUACUAGUAAUCAGUAAUUUUAAUUUAUUCUCAUAACUUUUUCUCUUGAGUACAUACAAUGUAUUGAUAACAUUAGGAGAAAAUUCAUGUUGGUCACUCCUCGGGAGUUAAAGGUUUAAGGGAGGCUAAAAUACAGUGUUUAUAUGUUGCCAGGACUGCGACUAAGGAGGGGUCCCUUAGAAUUCAUUAGCUGGAUUUAAUCGUAACAUUCCCUCAAAGGAUAAUACUCUCCACAUACAUUUAAUUCAAGAUGCCAACCCCUCAAUGAAUAACAUUGUGGCAGUUGACAAAGUUCACAGUUUACUUUAGCUACAUGUAUUGUAUUUUCAUAACAAUUAUUCAAGUGUAUUUAUGCAAUGUGAAUUCGUUUUUCUUUUUUUUCAGGUAUCAUCACUUUCUCUGAAUAUCUGUUCCUUUUGACUAUUCUUAUGAGUAAGUUGGAUUGGAAUUAUGUCCAGUCCCCUAUGUAAUUUUCUUUGACAUUGUUAUGGUCCAUCACUGAGUUUAAUAGGACAAUUGCACGAUGACGUCAUUUUACUACAACUACCAGAAUCCCUGAGUUUGUUGUUUUCUUUUGCGGGAUUGGCAAAUUUAAAUAACAAAGCAAAGCCGAAAUGAAUUCUGGUAGUUGUAGUCAAAUAUCGUCAUUGUGCAAUUGUCCUAUUGGCUGCUUUUGGAUCUCUAUGGUGGGCCAAAACUGGGAAGAAUACUAAAGGACAGGGGUAGGGAGGGGAAGUGAUUGCUGCCUUCUGUCACCCCCAGCACCUAUACCUAAAGGCAAUUAAUUUUUGUACUUUUUGGUGACCUUCCUCGACUGUUGCUUAGAAAAAAUGGGAUUGUAAACUGUGUAAGUUGGAUUUGAAUAGCUAAGCCUUAGACACCAUUUACAAAUUGUCUCAAAAAAUUCUUCUUUUAUUUGUCUUUACUUGAAGAAUCCCAAAGAGGUUUGGAAAUUGCUUUCAAGAUGUUGGACAAAGAUGGAAAUGGUCGACUUUCCAAGAGUGAAUUUUUUGUGGUAAGUGAGAUUUUCAUAACAUUUCAUUCUUUCUUCCAGCUUUUUCACUUUAUUAUUUCCAUCUAAUAAAAUAAGUAACACUUUUUUCCUUCCUUUACAGCUUGCAGAUAUGGUCAAUAAAAAGUCCUCUGCAAAAUCAAUGGUGAGAAAGAUCAGAAUGGAAACUGAGUUUAUUUUGAGAAGGGUGACUGUUUUUUUAGUGCAUGCAAAGCUAGGGCGUUUUCACCCCAUUUUUUUGUCUAGACGAUUUUUCGAAAGGUAAAACCGUAUAGUGCGCUAAAGUGAGGGUUUUGUGCUCUUUAACUGUAGUAGCGUACGAUAGCCCCUACACUCUUUACCCCAAUAAUGCCCUUCCAUCUGCAGAGAAGCGAAGGGGUCGCGAUCGACCUUAGACGCAUGAGAAUCAGGCUAUGAUUUUUCUGGCUUCACAUACGUACACCCUGUAAUUAUUGCUUUUGCCUUUGCUGUUUAAUUCAUGUUUCCCAGUGCUUACAUUAAUCCCUGAUGCGAUGUUCAAGUCCUCUGCGACAGUACUUCGUAUGUAUGUUGUCUCAUUAUACCGGAUCGAUUUUUGUGACAACACAGGAAUCGAUCCGCCGUAACGGUGUAAGAUAUAGGGUCUAUCACUUUCAGGAGUAUCGUGCGCAUCGCAGCAGCUUAUGGCGUUCCGUUGCGGACAAAAUUAUACCGAUAGUAAAAACAUGUUGAAAACAUAAUACUUAAGUCGAAACUUGGAAAAUACAUCGAAUGCAAUAAAAAAUAUGAGUCGAGGUUUGCAAAAUAUAUGUUCACGAACGAAAAAAAACACGAGUCGAAAUUUUGCAAUUUGAGUCGAAAAAAAUGCGAGUCGAGUUGAAAAAAAAAAAUACUCGAGUCGAGAAACAGAGAACGCUGACCAGUUGUGUUGUCUAUCGAUGUCUUAACUUCACCGAUACGAGGCUUCGAUCCAAAGUGGUGGUUUGUUGUCUACCAAAUAUUGCAGAUUUUUUCUUCUCCCUUGGUGGACUUAUCGACGACUUAGAGGGCAGCUUAGUUCAGCUUCAUUAAAAUGACAGUUCAGAAUUCUUAUUUUGGCGCCUUGACGAGUCAAAAGGACACUUGCAACUGUACUCUGUCGUCAAGAUAUUGUGAGUGAGACUUAACGGUUGUUUAGAAAUAGGGAAGUUCACCCUUUAUACGUUAAAUCGGACUGGAACCUACCGGUUCAACCAUAAGAAGCCCUUGAGAGAGGUUAAGUCACAACUGGCAGAGAUACAAACAACAAAGCCAAAACAUAACCUGUCACGCCAGGACCGACAAGCGUUAAAAAGAAUUAAAGCAAAACACUGACGCGCGACAUCGACAUCAAGCGGACAAGGGAAUCACUACAGUAGACACGAACAAAACUGACAAAAUAAGAGAAGGUCAAAUACAAAUCGACGACGAACAUAACUACAAAUCUCUCGUUGAACCAAUGUUGAAAGAAACGCACAGCAAGGUCAAGCGCCUAAUUAAGUACGGAUCUACACCGUGAAAAACAUCUGAAAACAUAAUGAUGAAAUGACGAGAAAAUGGCAAAUGUCAAACACCCAAUCGACCUAGAAUACCUGAGUUCUACACUCUAACAAAAAUUUACAAACCAACCAUAACAGUAAGACCAAUAAUCUUCGGGUGUGAUUGUGCAAGAGAAAGGGGGUAACAUUCGUACAUCUAUACCGGAGUGAGACCGUGUGUUAACAAAAGAGGAAAUUCCCUUGAUUCCUUUGUCCGCUUGGGCACGGUAACUCGAAUUCUGAAGUUAAGGAAAAACAGUUCGAGUAAGCGGGGUUCGAGUUAUUGCUUCAGUGUAUACUGUCUGACAGUGCGAUUUCAGUUUACCAAUUUCAUCAGAAACGGUAACAUGAUUACGCCUUUUUAUUAAAAAAAAGUGAUCUGUUCGUUGCAACAAUUAAUAUUAAAUUGCUGUAGUGUUGGUUUUAGUGUUUUUUAUUGAUUCUACAGCAAGAGGAAGCCAAGAGGAACUAAUGAAAUGACAUCCGAGUGAAAUUACAAGAACCUGAAUUCCGCGCGAAACGGCCCCAGCGGCGAAGAGCGAGGAGAAACGGAUGUUUUCGCAGGCUUAACUCGUAUCGGUGAAGUGAAGACAUCGAUAGACAACACAACUGGUCAGCGUUCUCUCUUUCUCGACUCCAAUUUUUUUUUUCAACUCGACUUGCGCUUUAUUUUUCGACUCAAAUUUCAAAAUUUCGACUCGUGUUUUUUUUUUCGUUCGUGAACAUAUAUUUUGCAAAUCUCGACUCAUAUUUUUUAUUGCAUUCGAUUUAUUUUACAAGUUUCGACUUAAGUAUUAUGUUUUCAACAUGUUUUUACUAUCGGUAUAAUUUUGUCCGAAACGGAACGCCAUAGCAGCUCUCCGGAAAAAAUUUCUUGCCUUCAGUGCUAGUAGCGCGUUUCGGCAGCCUCGUUCCCAGUCGGCCUAUGCAAGUUUGGACGUGACGUCACUCGCAUGCACUUAUAUAAUUGAGAGAUUGCUGUUUUCAGGAGCAUGCCGAAUUUUUUAAUCAUUCUUUCAGGCUUUGCGUGAAAGUGGCAAGGAUGAAGAUGAUUUCUUAACCAAGACAACGCUUACAAUGCACUUUUUUGGCUCCAGAGGAACUGGGACAAUUACUUUCAAGCAGUUCAUGAAGUAUGUGAUUGAUCUAGAAGUUUAGCAGAUUUUAGGAAUCCGCUUUUUGAUCUUCUCAGAAGGUCACUCCUUGAAUUGCGUGAUGCUUCGAGCAUUCGAACGUUUCGUAGGUUAAAAAUACCUUCAGUUUUGGGGUAGGUGGGGUGGCCCCCUCGGUCUCCCCCCUAAAUCCGCUCUUGAUUAAGGUUUUUCAGGUUUGUUGUUAAGAGCAUUCCUACAAAAGUUUGAAAAACAAAAAGGAUGUUAGCGGAGUUUGACUUUGAUCUGGUUGACGUUUCUUGCUCCAAUAGAAAGUAAUUUAUUCUAUUCCACAGGUUCAUGCAAGAUCUUCAAUUAGAAGUCUUCGAAAUGGAAAUAUCCUUUUUUUAGUAAUACGUGCACAAGUCUGUCGUGUUCCCAAGUCGGUUCCGCCCCACUAACACGUUUAGUCUGCACUGGAGGCUAGAAAUCGUUUGAUUUUGAUGUUAUUUUAGUGCGGCGAAAAAGCCGCAACUCCUUUCCGUUGACGGAGCCUCUGAAAUGUGUCUUUGCCAAAAAAAUUCCCCCUCGUUUCUCCCUGGAAUAGAACAUCAAUGGCCGAAAGGACGAGCGCUUGGAAAACAAAAACAACAAGAGUGUUACUUGUGGUGUGCAUCGUGAAGCACACGCCUUACUUUUGCAUCAAAUCGCCUCUGUUAGUACCUCCUGUACCCUCCAAGCCCUAGUUCUUCAUUUCUUGUGGCAUGCGAAGUGUUAAGCGAGAGAGAACUUGCCUCUUGUUUUCGCGUCCCCUUUCGCGUGCCGCACACGCCUGACCUCUCUUGAGAUCUCCUGAAUGGUAGAGCUUGUUUGCAGGUUAUUAUUCCCCUGAAAAUACAUGGCCCGCUGUCCAUUUUGUAGUCAAUCGAAAGAUCGAGCUGUCACGGCGAAGCUCAUUCGGGCGCUCGUUAUAUGCUGGUGCGCACAGCUGUCUGUCCUUAAAAUUUCCCUGCUUUCCUGUUUUUAAUAAAUAAUAAAUAAUAAUGUGUCUAUUGUUCAUCAGAUAAGAAUAUAUAUCUAAUGUAAUCGGGAAAAGGAGUGAAAAGUUCAGUUGAAUGCAAUAGAACAAAGAAGUAUAAAAAUAUUGAAAAUGGUUAAAAAAUAUACAUAUCUCUAAAUAUAGAAUCAUCAUAAAAGGUCGUAUUUGGAAACUAAUCUAUUUACGAACGUAUUCUUAAAACGUUCGGUAUUUAUCUUGUGCCUAUGGCAGCCUUUGUGUCUUGGGUUAAUCGAUCUUCUCUCUUGGAAAGCAGACCUUCAGGUGUUGGUUAUCACACCGUUUAACUUUUCUCAAAAUCUCUUUAUCCUGUUUGUGCAGUAAACACCUAAUGUUCAGCGGCGCAGAUAUAAAACGUAACUUAUGGCAUCUGUCUAAAUCUUGUUGGAAAACGUUAAGUUCCGUGUCGGAGGCACCAUGAACCUGAUAACCCAUAAGUUAAGUUAGGGAGUACGCGCGAUGCGCGGUGGUAGUGGUCGCUCGCUAAAAUUUCAGGUCUGUAGCGUUGUUUCACUCGUUCAAUUGGCGCUUUAACCUGUACUCGGUCAUCUUUCUCAGUGCUACCGGCAACACAGUGCGCUCUACUUUUAAAAGGCUUACAUGAAGGGCAAAGUCUGUACUUAAAAUCCUUAACUUUGCUCUACUUUAUGGAGUAUUCAAGAGGAAUGCCUACCAUACCCGAAGACAGCUUUGCUCGUUUAUUACUCAGAAACACUUCUUUAGAGGAGGAGCAAGUACAGAAAUACUUGAAUAGACUCUGCAAGAGGCUCAAACAGAGAAAGGUGAGAAAGUGAUAUUUAGAUCCACUCUAGUGAUAUUUAGAUCCACAUAUCUAAUUUGUCAAGAUUGAUCAUGGUCUUCUUUGUUAUUUUACUGUUGCAUGGAAUUUGUUGCAAACAUACUGUCGCAAAAUACAUCUAUAGCUUUCAUGGUAAAAUUGAAUGUUGUUCUUUUUUCAUUUGCACCAAAAAAUAACGUUUGUUCGUUGCUAUAUGUUGCAUAGAUGUAAAACUUCUGUAUUCUGUUAACCUCAGUAAGAAUCGAUAAAUUUAUAUUUUUUAACACAGGGCAUUACUCUGGAGCAGUUUUUAAAUUUCGGAAUGUUUUUAAACAAUUUGGAAGAUUUCGCUCUGGCCAUGAGGAUAUAUUCAAUCGCAGGGCAGGCAGUAACGCAAGGUAGGGCAUGUCACAUAACACAGCAAUUUUUAGUUUAGUGUCUAUUGUAAUUUCGCAGUUGCUUUGCUUUUCAGCUUGCUCAGUACUCUCUGCAACUAACUGACAAAUAACGGGCCAUUUUCUUAGCCAAGCAAAAGUUCAAAUUAAACCAAUCAUGACUUGGUCACCUGGCGUUUUCUCGCGCUAGGUAACCACUACGUGUGACGUAAUUGGUUUAUUUGAUUUUUAUUGGCCAAAGUAAUAGAAGAGAGAAGUGUGACGUCAUGUUACCAUGGUAGCGAAAUUAUUGGAUCACAGCAAUAGGGAGCUUAUAAGCAACGACGACGGCGACGGCAACGAGAACGGCAAAAAAGAAAUAGGUUUAGAAUAGAAAAAUAACAACUUUGCACGUGCGUCAUGCUUUUUUGUACAUUUCGGAGCCAUCAUAGCACGACUACGACGUGACACUUCCUAAUUUCCCGCGUCGGCCUUAUAAACUAGGUGAACACAACACAAUUUUUUUUUCUUUUUCUAAACUUACAUACAGUCCUUUCGGAUUUAACCCCAGAAAAUUUAGCCAACAUUUGACAAAUUAAUUGAAACUGAACGAGAUCGAUGAAGGAGUCUGAAACAGGUUUACGUGACUUUGUUAUCAUCCAGAAAUUUUGCUACCAUGGCAACGUGACGUAACGACUUGUCCUCUCUAUUACUUCCUUUCCUUUUCACGGCACUCAUUGGACUUCCAUUUUUUUUUAUCCGAAGCUAAAUCGAACGCUGAUGUAAUGAGCAUUGUUCUUGUGGUUACAGCUGUUCUCGUUUUUAGUUAGAGGCCUUUUAGAUCCGAGGUCGACCGGCAAGGACGUGAUUUGACUUAAAGGUUUUUUGCUGUAUUCUAAAAAAAAACCAGACAGCCUGGAAAGCUUGAUUUAACCUUAUUCUGGCUCUUGGUGAUUCCGACAACGUUGCAGAAUGAAAAUGCAAUUGUCCCGAUUGCAGGUGCUGAUACACAAGAUGAAUAAUAAUUUACAUAGAUAAUAAAAUAAACUCAACGAAGACUUAAACGGCGUAGAAAUAUGUAUAAGUAUAAUAUCAAUUUCCCAAUUUUGGCACCACAAGUUUUCCGAAAUGUUGUUCCUGUUAAACUUUUUAACAUCAGCGGAUUCGCUCUCACUGACGAAGGCUGGCGAUCGAAAUCUAAGUUGCUUGUAAAUUUUCAGUUAUGGCGGUCAGUCUACCUUUUCACUUCAGCUGAUAAAACUAACAGUAACAGUUUGUGUUUUACUCAAUCUUCUUCAGCGUUUUCGUAGUCAGCCGGCUCUUCUAUGUAAUCAGUUAACUUUGGCGUUUAUACUAAUCAGUGCUACUUCUUUAGUUUAGUUAGACUUUGCAUAUAAGUUAAUCCCAGUGAUUACUAGUUUGGAGUUUAUAAUUACUAUGUAUUGUUGAACAAUGCAUCGCUGCUGUCUUUACAUUCGAUCUUCUUCGACCACUGGCAAAACAUUCAGGUCAAAAUGUUAUGUGUGUAAACAAUGUAAACAGAAUGUUGUUUAUUUAUGAAUCGUUUGUCUUCAAAAGAUUUUUUUUCGGCUUGACUCGACAUUUGCCUUAAAACUUUCAGUUUGAAAAAAGUUUAUUUAUCAUGUUUGUUUCAUAUAAUUGUUGACAAGACCGUGGAAAACCUAACAAUCACUGUAGUGCUACAUUUCCUAUAUAUAGUCUUUUUAAUUUGUCUUAAGUAACCUGCAUAAACGACUUACGCCGCCAGUAUUAUCCUUGAAAUUGCCUAUACCGUGGCGACAGUUUGCAGAUUAAUACUUUCAUUAGAGAUCUCAUUAACUAUAUAAUUUGCUAAAUGGUCGGUGUUUCUAUGAAGGUUACUUAGAAGCAAAAAUAUAACAUUAACUAGUGAUCUAUAUCUGUACAAAAUUUUUAGAAGUUUCGUGUUAAAAUGUUUUCUUUAAGACUUUAUAGUAUCUCCUUUUAUUCUUGGAUUCCGUUUCCUCUGCCCGCUCAUCGGACAUUAGCAUAAAAACCACGAAACGAAGGUGUUUACAGAGCAAUCAAAGAACCGAUGAAAAAUAUCAUGCAGAUGAUUGAUCCAUGUAGUCGAUUCAAAGUAGUAAAAAACUCUUUAAGGCUUGUUUUUUGCAUCAACCUACGGAUUCGCUCUGCUGAAGAUCUUAGCUGGAAAUAUCAGCUCUUGCCGUGGAUCCCGCUGCGUUGGCGAAAGCCACUCUAGCAGUUGACUCUACGCCUUUUUAUGUUGGUUUCGCACAAUGUUUGCAGUUUAUUGAAAUAUUUUCGUUGUUUUAUUUACAUUUUAAACGAGUCCAGUUUGGAAUAUAUUCCCUUCAGAGUUGUGUAAUGUCCAAAGCAACCCGCUUUCUCUUAACUCCCUAACGCAAUAAAACUUUAUUGAACGACCCUCGCAUGUAAGCGGACACAGUUCCCGUAACUUUCACAUAUUUAUUUCCACACUGAGUUUCUGCUAAAUGACCGGAGCGUAUUUUGUUAACGGACACCUGGCACCUGAAUUUGGCGAUGGUGCCUUGGCUGUCGGAUUAAGCUUACUUAAUUUAUGUUUCCUCGUACUACCAGCUAAGCAAUAAGUGGGAAGGGGGAAGGUUUACCGUUUUUGCUUGUGUAAAGAACAGCUUCGAACUCCGAAAGACUCUCGUAGGAUUCGAUCUUUGUCUAGCUACAAAAAGAAACCUUUCACGACAAAAAAUUGCGUUGGAUUUGAAUAGGAUUCUGUUUACUGAAACAAACUUGAACUUGAUUAAUUAUUAACUAAAUUUCCCUUCAUAAAUCAUACAUCACUCAUGCUAUGUUUAGAUCGUUUGACGCUUGGUUUUGUUCAUCUAAAAUGUCCACAAAUCUUUGAAAUACGCUGGCGGCUAUCGACUAUCAACAUUGCAAAACCUUAUAGCUAUGUUUUUAAUUUAAUUUCCUUGUCUGAUUAGGUAACCGCAUAAAUUAUUGAAGUCUUUAUCGCGCUCUCCAAACUUUUCCUGGUAGAAAUGUCGAAAUUUAAUGGUGGAAAAUUUUCGCCUUUCGUGCAAGGAUUAGUGUUUGCAUUAACUAAUUUUUUUUAUCUAUAUCCGUAUUCAAUGUACAUUAUUGAUGGAAUACAAUAUAUAAGAAUUUCCUCUUAUUUGGUUAUUUGAAGGGCGUAAGUAAUAGGUGACAUUUUAGAGAUUAACAUGUAGCGUAAAAUUUUCGCGGCAGGUUCAUUUUCGGGGAUUAUCCAUCCUGUGUUUCUAGCAGUUCUAAUAUAUGGAGCGCGGCAAUGGAUUCUUUAUUCGCUGAGAAGGAGUAAAUUUUUCACGGAAGGAAUUUUGUUUUUACGAAAGUUUUUCCCACAUCGUUGGAAAAUUCGCACGCAGUUCAUGCCACGAGCUGACAUGCUUAACCAUAGCUGAUCUUAUGUAAUACGAUAUGUGCAUACAGAGUAAAUUAUAAAGCGGUUGUUCACUCGCUGUGUUUAUGUAUACUAGCUUUUGUCCUUGUCGCGUAUCAGUGAAGUUUCUUAUCAAUUGAAAACUUUUUAACGGUCGAGUUAUCUGCUUUCAAAUCUUAAUAUUUGUUGAACUCGAGGACUUUUUAAUCAGUGCUGACAGUCGAACAAUACUUUCGUUCCGUGUUCAAGAUAUGGAAUAUUAGGGUGAAUAAAUCCCCGAGUCGGAUGUAAGAAGUCAUGUUACUCCAGUUCGCUAGCUCACUGGUGUAAUAAAGUUAAACUGGGACAGUUAAUUUUCAUAUGUUCAUAACAUCUCGGGAACAAGUGAAAUCCAACUCGUUUAUAUGUUUUUGUUGUCAUCUGGUGCAUUAUUUUGCCACGGCCACGGAUUGAAGUAAAAACAAUUGCGAAGGCUCUGCUGUUUGCGAAGGCUCUACUUUGUUGGUUUUCCUCCAGAACGCUAAGACUCGCAGAAACUCUGCUCUGAACGCUCUGUUCAUAACACCAUAUAUGACAGGGUUGAUAGAACAACUGCCAAAUCCAAGGUAAAUAUAUAACAUAAAGACCUGUCUUGGGAUUCCCAGCUGGUGUUGUGUGAUAGAGUCAACCAUAUCAAUGGUAGCGAUAGGUCCCCAACAAAGGCUAAAUCCUAAAACGGAUGCGCAAAGCGCCUUAGUCACUCUCACUUCCUCCACGUUAAUGCACAGACCGGUUCCGACUUGUCUUUUUGUGUUCAUCUCACGGUUGUGUUCUUUGAUUGCUUUAAAAAUCUUGUAAUACGAAAAUGUGAUUAUUCCGAUAGGAAUGCUGAUGUAGAACACAUCCAAAAAGGCCAUAUAGCCCAUAUCGAUCUGCGGUGUUUUAAAGUCCAUGAAACAGAUAACUUUUCCGUAAUGAACAAUAAAUGUAGCCCAUUGAGCCAUCGAUGAGAGUCCUGCGCCCAAACCAGCCACUAGCGUUAUAACAACGAUCGAAAACGCAGUCGACUUCCUCUUGAAGUGACGUCUAUAAAGAUGGGGUCUUACCACGCGAAAGUAUCGGUUAACUGCUGUUGCAGUCAUAAGAAGCAAUGAGUAAAGCGCGAAGAAAAAACAAAAGAAACCUUGAAAAUGGCACACAGCACCACUAAACGGCCACUCGCCUGUUAUAAGCAGAACUGUCGACAUCGGCAUGCACAGUGCGGCCAUAAGAGCGUCAGAUAUGGCCAGGGUUACAACAUACAUGUUUGGAAUUGUACGAAGCCUUUGGUUUCGGUACACGGCCCAACACACCAUCAAGUUACCAGUGAAAGCCAGAACGUUUAUGACAAUCAUCAAACCACUCUCCACAAUAAGUAAAUUUUUAGGGCGAUUUAGAAGCUCUGGUGAAAGUGCUUCUUGUCCUUUCGCUGCCAUUUUGGACGAAAAAAAAAAUAGAUGACUUCGUGAAUGUGAAACCUAGAGAGACAUUCGUUCUUUGCUAGAUGCUCGCCGCAUUCUGUCCAGCUGACGAACGCAUCGACUUCUUUUCUUUUCUUUUCCUUUUAGUUUAAAACUGACAGCUCGCACCUGUGAUAUGGUUAAUCAUUCGGCUGACCUUCUCGUUAUUCAUUUUUGAAAUAGGUGUGAAAUCCGCAUCUUAGAAACCAUGGGCAACGUAUCUGGGUUUGUCUUUCGGGGACGACAAUUGUGCAUUUCUAAUUUUAAAAUCGGCAGGUGCGUACUUCAUUUUAAUGGUUAAUCGCUUGAAGGACAAACUAUUGCUUGUUGCUGAUUUGUCAUCAUACAUUCAAUUGUGUUAUGUUAGUUUUUUAUUAGUUGGAGUGAGUUUCUUUGCUGCUUCGUAAACAGAUCAGUUAUUUGGAAAGAGGGAACUCGCAAUACUCGUGAUUAGCAUUAAUGCUGCGCAAAAAUUUUUUCGAUCUGUUUACACUUCUCAUAGAAACAAGUAUUUUCAUCUUGAAAGGUGUCGGCCUUUGGUGGACUCUAAAUUGGAAACAAAAUGAAAAUUCAAAAUAGGCCUUCACUGAAGAGGACCAUUAUAUUUAAUCUCUCUCGAAAACGAAUUAGCUGCUUAAUGAAAUUCAAAGUAAUCAGGCUUCUUUGAAAGUAAUUUGUUCUUGCUAAAGAAACCCUAGAAAAUGUUAUGAAAUCACUGACUCUUGUUAAGGAAGUGACGUUUUAUGGGCCUACAUUUUUUCUUUCAUCGUGCUUAUAGCAAGAGAGGUAGAUUUCUCUUAAUCGGCCAUCUGCCCGCUUUAGAGAAGGUAUUUUGUAAUUUGCUGAAGUUUUUCUUUUUGUUUGUAUAUUUGUUUUAAUCAAGUAUAUUUUAUCGAACAGCGCAAUUUUAUCUUUUUAGUAAGCGGAUACUGUAGCUUCCCUGUAGAGCUUGUAGUGAGAUCUUAUAACGCAGGAUAGAAAAUGUGGUCAAAUGACGGAAAUUUUUUUAUUUAGAAUUUUAAACCUAAUCAUAGGUAAAAAAAUUCUCCAAUCUGAUUGGCUAAUGAUAGCCCUGAUUUGAGCAUUAAUAACACGGUGUAAUAGAACAGUAUGCGCCAUCGCACGCGCCCCAGUUGCAGUUAAUGGUUAUUUUUCUAAAUUUCUAGUAAAAAGUUCUCGUGCGUUCUUAAUUGAGUUUUUUAAACAAAAAAUGAAAUUAUCAAGAAUUACUUUCCCCAAUUUUUUGUUUCAGUAAGCUAAAUUGGUGACCGAACGUCGUGUCGUCCAAUUCUGUCUGCAAUCAUACUCGGAUUAAACAGAUCGGACAGCCGCUACGUGGUCGCCCGCUUUUGUUUAGUCGUUCCUAUGAUUACAGACUUCAAUCGAAGGCUAACUUAGACCGCUUACCAUUUUUCAGAACUGGCUGGACCAGUCCAGUCAUAAGGAGAAUUCCACUACAGGGGAAGCUUUCGUGAGCGGACACCCUCGGUGCGCGAAAAAGGUGUCCGUUACUAGAGCUGGCUGCUAACGAGAAUGGUUCUGAUAAAUAGGCACUAAAGAUGUGAGGCCGGACUAAAUGACCGCUGACGGGAGUUUGCCCAACGACAAAUAAACAUUGUAAAUGCCAAAAACUGUCCGUUAUUGUUUGGCUAUUCUGUUGUUCUGAAAAUGUUGUAGUUCAGUCACAAGCAUAAAAUUCACGUGGUGUUUUGAAGUGAAACCGGACGUGUAUGUGAAAAGAAACAAACAAACAAACACUGAAACUGAUAUAAAUUCAUUGUGGCGAACAGCGAUAUGAAGUUGAUAUAUUAAAAUACAAGAUUCAGAGGCGAAUGAGAUUUGCGGGAGCUUAAAAACAAAGCUAAAAUGUAACUCGUAAACCAACUACCAACCAACUCGUAAACUCGUAAACCGUCCGCGGCCGCCCGCGGGAAUUGUCCUCUUUGGGGAAUGUAAAAAUACAGAAUUUAUAUGGGAGUUGAAACGUGGUUUGGUGAAAGUGGCGUAAGAAGAGCUGUCCGCUUACGUGAGUGUCCGUUAAAAUAGCUUCCACUGUAUUAAUUUUUAUUCCUAAUUAGUAUCCAAGAUCUGAUUGGUUUUAGUAAACAUUUCGAGAAAAGAGUAAUAUUUUAUUUUGAUUUUCGGCAAAUUAACUGGUCUGGCCGGCUAGUACUGACUUUUGGAAAACGCCCUUAGAUUGAGGUUAACGAAGUCUAACCUAGAUUGAACUUUAAGAAAGUCAUCGAGCCAGGUUCAAGACUGAUAUCAUUGAACGUCGGUUUUGUUAAAAGUAGAAAAUUGUUCUGUUAGUCUUCAGGUGAUGUGCCAUCUUGACACUAACCUGCGAUCAGGGUUUUUUCCCCUUUUGAAAUACACGGAAGGCUUAACCUCAGGCUAACUUGACACAGUUAGAAACAACUGGACAAGGAGUAGAUUUUCGGUUGGCGAAGUUAAAAAUUUCUUUUACAUUUUCUGGCUAAGCUCUUAUGGAAUAACUGGUCUCUUGAUAUAGGGGGUUAUGGGGGGAGGGGAAUACCAAAACGCUUCACCAAAGCUGCCUUGUUUCCUAUGAAUUAAAGCUUUUUUUGUUUUCUUGCCCGCGAUAUAUUACAACCUGUAAUUUUAUUUUUGUUUAUUUAUUUAUUUAUUUACUUACUUAUUUGUUUGUUUAAUUUGUUUGCUCAAUCUAUCUUCCAUUUAGUCACUCAGUUAAUGAGAAAUCUUACAGGAAAAACUAAUUGUGUAUUACUAAAUUAAUUCUUAAACCUCUUGAAAUCUUAAAACUUUCUAAGGUUUCAUUUCAUUAUGUCAUUUAUUUUUUUUAACUUUUCAAUUGCUUGCGUCCUUCUUCGAUGAAAAAUUACACCGGGAGUUAAGUUAAUGAAUGUGUAAAAGGUGCGGUAACUAAUGCUGUAUGAGUCAUUAAAGCGAUUGACCUAGUAAAUAAGUAAAUAAAGGUGCAAUUAGCGGCUAACACCGUCGUAACAACUAUUCGCAUUUUCAUUUGGUCAAGCACAAAAUACCGCAAAUUUUGAAACGAUCCUUGACUAUUUCGCGGAGCGAAACAAACAGUCGCGAAUUUCCUUGCACUUUCUAUUCUUUCUGAUCUAGUGGACAGAGUCAUGAUCGUGGUUAAGCGGUACUUAACAAAAAAAAGGCUGAGUUUAGUAAUAACAUAAAUUGUUUGCUUUCCUUGUUAUAAUGUCUCUGUCAGAUUCAUCAAGUUUUUCCCAUAAAGGUGUGGUAAAGUUUGUGCCAAUUUUUCGCGAAUCGUUCUUCAGUAGGGGAAAUAAAAGUCGCGUACUGUAACAACAAUACUCAUUACACGUACAUUUUUACCUACAUAUAUUUUUAAUUUUCAGUUUAUUUUAUGAUACGUAUAAUUACGAACGUUAUAUCGCUCAUUUUAUGAAAUAUCAAUUUUCAAAGUGCCUUUCUUGUUAUACGAGUGACUAAGUUGUUAUCCUGUUUAAGUCUCUGUUCGACUAAGAAAUAUAUGAUGCAAACAAGGGCUGCAGUUUAAAUGAUAGGAAAUGGGGGCUGCGCAAUUAAGACAGAAAGACGAGUCAAUGUCCAAAUGCACCUGUUAUGGAGCCAUGAUGAAUUCUAAUUGAGGGCUUGAUAGUAUAACAUUCUUCCUUCACUUUUUAGCCCUGUGUCCUCUAAACUGAACAUUCAAAGAACAGGACUUAGUUUUUCGAGAAAAACGAGGCCAAAAAAGUCCGGCGUCGUUUGUUGAGAACAAUGCAGGACACCCACGUACAAUCCAUUCAUGUAAAACUGCUAUAUUUUAAACAAUAGGUCAACAGGUAAUGAAAACUUUUUGAUUUAUUGAACUUAUGUUGAAAUUGACGAUAUGAUAAUGUAAUUAAUCAUUCGUAAAUGAUGUUCUGAGGAAGGAAACUUUGAUUACCGAAACCGGAAAACAACAGGGAAAGUUAUGAAUGGUUGAUCGAAUCCAGAGGCAACCAUUCAUCAAUCAUUGUUUAUAUUGAACUUAUAUUAAUUUAAACUUUACGAUAUAACCAUAUAAUCAAUUUCUUUUAAAUGAUAUCCUCAGGAAGGAAACUGGAGGAAGAGGAAGGGGUUGAUUUAAUUUCUAAAACAUGUCUCCUCGAACUCAUUAAACAACUUAAGGAAGCCCUUGAGGAAACGGAAAAUUGCUUUCAAUUAUGGGAGCUCUGGAAAAAUAUUAUGUCGAAAAUCGAAAGUUAAAAAGGGGUUCGUGUGAACAAAAUGACAUUUUGGACAUGAAAAAAUUUUGGACAUGAAAUUUUCAGAAUUUUAACUGUGUUUUCUCAAUUCUUUUGAAAUUUGACAUUCAUUUUCUCGGGCUCCCAUAAGAAAUUUUCUUUGGUGUUAUUACAGAUAACUAAUUACAUCUACAGCGCUUGAAAAAUGUAGAAAUAAUGCAAUAUUCUUUAAAUUAUUCUGGCACAAGGUUUUUGUCCAUUAAAAAUUAAAAUUACUCAAUUACCUGGUGGAUUCCGUCUUAAAGCGUCAAGUGCUCCGUCAUGUUAAAUGCGAGUUUAAAGCGGUUGCUAUAAGUCAGUCUUUGGAUAUUUUGGCCGGAUAUAACCAAACAACAAAUUAGUACAAGCAUGCAUUUAACUGCGGAGUGUUUGUUUGUUUUUUCCUUUUGGGCGUUGUCGCCUUGGUUUCUCUCUGAGCUUCCUUAACAAGCUAACACCCCCAUACUUAAUUUUGUUCCGUUUACAGAGGAAUUCCAGAGAGCUGUUUGCAUCUCUACAGGUCAGACACUGGAUCCAUACGUGGUACACACUGUCUUUCAGCUGUUCGAUAAAGAUGGUGAGAUAUUUCAUACUAUGUGUGUGUGUGUUCUGCUCACAGGCAGGUCCUUCCUUAGUUGCCGAUCUAAGGCGUACCUCUUGACAGCUACGUAAGCGUCGCCAUCCCUCACUCUAUCCAGCCUUCCCGCUCGAGGUCUUCCAAGUGGCCUCGUUCCUAUUAUUCUCUCCUCAAUAACUAAUUGGACAGGAUCACCCUACGGGUAUGAAUAAUAAUAAUAAUAAUAAUAAUAAUAAUAAUAAUAAUAAUAAUAACUUUAUUUGUAUAGCGGUAUGUACAAAAGCUCUAUAUCGAUUUACAAUCAAAAAAGAAAAUAACUAACUAACAAUAGCACUAAAACAAAAAGUCAAUUGAAAGCGAGUCUAAAAAGAUAAGUUUUCAAUCUAGAUUUAAAAACAUCAACUGAUCCACUUAAUUUAAUGUCUAAGGGAAUAUCAUUCCAGUGCUUUGGGGCAGCGACCGAAAAGGCCCUGUCCCCAUAGCUCUUCAGGCGCACAUUCGGUACUUCUAAUAAAUGUUUGCUAGCUGACCUAAGAUUUCUAGUAGGGUUAUAUGGGACUAUAAGUUGGCUUAAAUACGGAGGCGCCAGAUUAUUGAGAGCUUUAAAAGUUAACAGUAAUACUUUAAAGGUACAAGCCAGACUCUCUGUCUUCUGUUGAUAACAGGUAUGAUGGCUCUCUCCUCACCGACACAUAUUAUACUAGAUAUACACUCUGGAAGAAAUAGUGUACUAGUCCGGUUGUAGACUGCAAAACAGUCCGUAUUUUUGCGUAUUCAAGUAAGCGCGAACAGUCAAACAAAAGGUCUAGAACGAGGCUGAAAACGGAGAGUGAGAGUGGGGAAAAACGCUUCUCUCGCCUCCUGAGGCUCCUCGCGCGCUUCGCGCGUGUAAGACUCUUACGCCACGCUUUACCGAUUUCUUUACUGAUUUUGAGAAAAAAAAAACCGACUGUUUUUGCAGUCUAGUCCUGUUGUUGCAGAAACGAAACGUGUGUUGGUUAGCUGUUUUUUUACAUUUGGUGAUAAAACAGCAUGAUAAAGUAUUCCUUAUAAUUAUUUCAAGAAAGUUAAAAAAAAACGGGUCGCCCCAUGUAAAAAAUCAGAGACAGGUUCCGGAUUCAGGAUUCGAAUCGUUACCUGAAUUCUUCUAAAUCUCCCCAGAAGUGUGUAAUGAGAUACGUAAGCAAAAUGAAAGUUUCUACAUUAUUUGUUACCGUAAAUAUCAAUCGUUUCUUCUACACCUUGAUGUUAUUGUUGUUCUUUGUUGCGCAAACUGUAAAGCGCCGCAGAACAUUCUUGGCUCCAGCACGGAAGUCGUUUUUGCGGAUGGAGUAAAUGAUCGGAUUACAAAGUGUGCUGAAGGAGAAGAUACAAGCAGUGACUAGUACCACGUCCGAUGGAAUAUCCAUACCUCCAGCAAAUUGUCGGCAAUUUCCCACUAUCCAUACAGGCAGGAAACACAACAGAAACGCCGCGAUGAUUAUGCUGACAUCAGUAGCCGCUUUCCGUUCUCUCACCCGCCUUGACAUCUCUUGCUGCUGGCGUUUAGUGUCGCUAGAGUAUUGUUGAAUGUUUGAGGCGUUUAUCUGACGUUUGGCCGUCUUGUAAACCGAUUGAUUUAACAAUAUAAUGACUAGAAAUGGUCCCACAAAGGUAGAGAUGGAGAAGAACAGCAUAUUCCAUCUACUCGAAGCACUUUGCUCUGACCACCCUUGUUCACAAUAGAAGACCUCUGGGUUGUACACAUACUUUCCCCAGUCGAGAAAAGGGCCGAUGGAAAGCGGAAUAGGAAUUAUCCAGAUGAGAACUAUAAGCGCCACUCGGUUACAAGUAACAACUCCACUGUAGGUUAAAGGCGACCUCACUAUCGCUUGGUAUCGAUCAUAAGAUACCACUACCAGAUGAAGGACUGUGUUAAUGUGCAAGUAGCGAGAAAGGCAUGGAUUUAGGUAACACAUUGUUUCACCAAACAGCCAUCUUUCCUCUAAGAUGCUUGCAGUGCGAAAUGUGUUCACUAAAGCAAGCCACAGAAAGUCUGACACGGCAAGACUAGCGAGCAGAACAUAUCGCAUGACGUGAAAUCUUUUUUCCAGGACGAUUGUUGCGAUGAGCAGAAGAUUACCUGGAAGUCCAGUGGAUUCAAGAAGUGCUUGGAACGUUGCAACUACUUUAGAGAUAGACAUGACGGGUGAAGAACGUGUCGCUUCAAAAGUUGUUGUAACCUUUCCCUACUUGCAGCGAAUCUGACCUCAAACGCCAUUAACUAAAAACGUUUGUUUUGUUAUUUCCCUCGAUUCUAACAUUUUCGAAGGAAUACGCUUCCGAUUAGUACAGAGACGAUUGGAGUCCAAAGGAACAUAUUUCUUUGUAAAAAUAUAAUUUCUUUUCUAGAAUGAUGUAACUUUAUGUGUUUGCAAUUCUGACAUUAAAUAUCUUGUUUAGUUUCCUUUGAAGAACUGUCAAUAACACAAAGAAGCAGGUGCCUUACGGAUUAUAAUUCCGCUUUUUCACCAAUUUUCUUUCCAGGCUUAUCAGCGCUUAUCCCGGCAUUGUUGUAGCCUUUCUCCUUCAUUACUGUUAAAUUAGUACUCGGCCAUUGCUCAAUUGCUGUCAAAGCUGUUUAAGACAAUUUCAGUUCCUUUGCGAUAAAUGUACAUAAAAAUCACUGAAAUUAAAAUAGUGUUUUUACUGUAGCUCUGCCAUUAAUUUUUCCCUGUAAAAUUCUUUUCAUAUCUUGUUGUAAUAAUUAACUGAUGGAACCUAUUCCUUAUAAGUUUCCCUGGGACUUCCUUGCCGUUAGCGUUUGAAUAUUUAGAACUUCUUGUUUUGAAUAUUUUUAUAGCAAAACAAUAAACUGAAACGGAAAUUGCUUAUUUUAAUUUCUUGCUUUCAGCUUUUCCUGAAGUUAGCAGGGAAAUCUGUUUAUUAUAUGUGGUUGUGUUGCCCGAAAAAGGGAAGUGUAGCUCCGAGACCAUCCAGGGCAUGAAAUAAAAUACAUAACGGCUCCUUCCCUGAAAAAGAAAUAGAGGAUAUAACGUGGCCGCGCGGGGAUACGAAUUUUAUCUUCGAGUGCUGAAAGUAUUUCUCACGAUUGAGCGAAGCGAACGAGUGAGAGAUACUUUCACCAGCACGAGAAGAGAAAAUUCGUAUCCCCAAGCGGCCAUGUAACGUUCUGUUUAUUUUAUAGAUACUGAUGAAAUUCCUACAUAAAACACAACUUUUUUUUAUUCAUUUUCGAAACAGCAAAAUAGUGCAAUUAAAGUGGUCACCUAUCGCAAAAUGCCUGUCACAAAAUGUUCUGAAACUCGAAUAUGAAGGAGAAAUAAAGACAAUAAUUGGCUAAUCAUGUUAGUAGCAAUGGCGACACCAAUAUCCUCACACGUGAAAGAUAAAAAUAAUAUCUUCACCGCGCGCGAUGAAGAUAUGAUUUUUUAGUAAAAGGAAAAAUCCUGGUAUUUCAUCAGUAUCUAUAUAAUAAUUUGUGUUACCUUGUAGGUGAUGGGAAACUGAGUUACGGAGAAUUUAUAGAGUUGAUGAAAGACCGUGUUCAUCGUGGAUUUAGGGUAAGAUUCUGGUUCGUUUAUAGUCUUCAUACGUAUCGUUAUCGACAAUAGUUACUGAGGGAUACAGGUUAGCUUUUUAAGUACCUUGUUGGUACUUAAUUUCGCGCUUUUCGCAAUUAUAAAAAAUAGCGAUGUUAAACACCCGUGAAUAAAAAUCUUCGUGAAAUUUAAGCAAGCGAAAUUUAAUACCCCAUAUAGAAAACUUAAGUAGCAGAAAAAAAAAUAACUAACAUGUAAUGACAACAACAUAUAAAGGAUAUGUAUCGAAAAAUACAUAUAGUGUGCAUAGAUUUCCAGCUUACUUGAAAAGUACGUUUUUAAAUAUGCGCUUUGCUUGUUCCAGUUUAUCUAGAACUAAAGCCUUUAGACUUUUUGCGGAACAAAAGGAAGUUCAAAACGCGUUAAUCGCGUAAUUUACUGCCUUUUUUUCAUAUUCGCCUACUGACAUCACGAAAAUAAAACCCCGUGAAAUACUGUCUCGCCAAAAUCGCGAAAUUAAGGUGUUUCGAUACAGUUUUUCAGACACCAUACCGAUAUUUUUCAAUCGCCUUAAAAGUGGUUUUUUCCUCGUCCGAUCGCUAUAAAAUUUUCACCAGUAAUUGGCUGUGGACUGAAAUUUGUGAAAAUGUAGUUUUAAGUAAAAUUGAUAUUACUAUGACAACAAUAAACAAAAAACUUUGAAAUUGAUAAAAGCCGAAUUUUGUGCGAUCUAGACCAGCUACUGAAAAUCCAGCACUAGGAACUUAAAGAUCGGUGUUGAGCAAGCAAUCUCCGUGAGAAGUAAAAAAUCCUGUAUGUUUGAAUUCGAAUAAAACGAAAAUAUAUUUCAAGUCUUAAAUUUUCAAUAGGCGUGAUAGAUUAUUUAAUAAAAACAUUAUAAAUGACUCAAAUUAUUCUUAACCCCUUAAUCCCUAAGAGUGAUAAGCAUCAAAUUUCUCCUUGUAAUAUCAAUCUUUGUAAAACAGAGUGGUCAUGAGAAUUACGGACAUGAUCACACAAGAUGAAUUUCCUUGAUAUUUUAUCAGCUCCUCCCCACUACUUCUGUAGGAAAUGACGAGGGGCAACGUAUGAGAAUUCAAAUUUUGAUCUUAGGGUUUAAAGGGUUAAGUAGCGUCAGAAUGCUGCUUAAUUAAUAUCAUAUUUUGAUGCUAGGAAAUUUUGGUGUAUUUUCGUUCUUGCGAUCUUGAAAACCAACCCGUUUUCUCACCACAUGUAUAAGUGCAACUUGAAUCAAAAUUUGGACUUUAAGCGCCUUAUUGAAUAUCUCUGAAACGACUUGAACGAAUUUUUUUCAAAUCUCCUCACAUAAUCUUCAAAAUUUAUAUUAUAAGGCCUGAAACUUUCAUUGAGAUUAAUUCACUGCAAAAUCUUAAAAUUUCAAGGCAAACCUAUCCUACGAACCUGUCAAAAAUCUGCGUUACAACAUUCAAUGUUUUGACGUUAUGCUAAUUGUUCCAAAAGAAUGCGCACUAUACAUACCUCCAUGACUAGUAAAUUUAUAGUUUGAAUUUAUCGCAUCUUUUGAAUGUGAAACAUUGACAAUACUCACACUGAAAUGUACUAGUCAUGGAUAUAUUUAUGGUCCGCAUUAAUUUUGAAAAAUUAGCAUAACGUCAAAACAGUGAAUGUUGCUACGCGGAUUUUCGACAGGUUCGUAGGAUAUGUUCGUCUUGAAAUUUCAAGGUGUUGCAGGCGUGCGGACGUGCGUAAGGUCACGUGACUACAAGUCACUACCAAAAUUUCUCGGAUGCAUAGAUAAUAAUAAUGAUAAUAAUAAUAAUAAUGACUGUUUAUUAAGACUCAUUGCAGCAAUAUACAGAAUGGCUGAAUUACAGAGCUAUUUACAAAACAUAUAGUACUAAAAUAUAAUACAAUAAAUCCAAUAAAUACUAGAAAUUAUAAUUGUACAAGCCACUAGGUAUACUUAUGCGUGAUAAACUCUUGCGUGCUUAGUGCUACAGGUAGGACGCGUGGAGCGGCUAAUGCCAGAUCUAAGAUUAUAAUUACGCACAACCUCCUCCUGUUUGGGGAGCGUAAAAUGCAAGGGGUGAUUCUCAUUCCGGAGUCUAUCAAUAUAAACCUGGCAUAGAUGGGCGCGUCUGUCACUUAGAGUUGUUAAAUUAAGGGCAUUUAAUGCCUCGUUGUAAUUCAUUAAAGGAAAAAUGAUGCGCAUAGCCCUUUUCUGAAUGCUCUCAAUCUUAUAAGAUAGAAAAUCUGGUAUAUUUUGCCAGACAGGGGCAGCAUAUUCUAGAACAGGACGAACAAUGGUUGUAUAAACCUUAGCCAGUGAAGCUGGAGGUGCACCACAUUGCUUAAGGACCCUUAAAGAGUAAAGCCUCCUGUUUCCCUUUUGCACUAUGACUUCUACAUGAUGGUUCCAUCUCAGGUCAUUACUUACGUAAACACCUAGUAGCUUACGUGUCAUGACUCUCUCAAUUGUGUUACUACCAAUUACAGUAGGAUUCACAAUAAAAUUAUGAUUACUCAUAAAAUUAAUUAGCAUCUCCUUGCAUUUAGUAGGGUUCAAUUUCAUUCUGUGAUCUUCAGAAAAAGCAUAUAGAUAUCGUUUGUAACAAAAUUGAGCAGACUGGCACUGUUUCUAGGGAUUAUUUCAAGGGCUGUGGUAUCAUCAUCAAACUUUAUUCUAAGGUUCCAUGAGCGCAAUAAAUUAUUUGUCAUGAUUGUAAACAAAAUGACUCCUAACUUGGUGCCUUGUGGUAUACCGCCCUUGGGAGUUUUCCACUCAGAUAUAAUGUUCUCAAUCCUCACAGCCUGAGUCCUGUUACACAGAAAAGCUGUUAUCCAGUUAACUAGAACAGGGUGCACAUGCAUGUUCCUUAGCUCCUCAAUCAGCACACUGUGGUCAAUCAUGUCAAAACCUUUAGAGUAGUCAGCAAAAAACAACCUAGCACCACAGCUCCCAAAUUGUCUUACCCAUGGUGCUCCGCUGCGCGCUACGCUGUAAUAGAAAACUAAAAACGGUACGUCCAGUAAACACCUGGAAGAAAUAACAAAGGCAUUGUUGUUUCCUUAGUUUACUUAAUUAAUUGAGGCGAAUGUUCCAACACAUGAUUAAUUUUUCAUCCGUGAUGCUCACUUCGCUUUUCACAAACAUGCGAACUCUAAAGUUAAAAAACCGCCUUCAAAAUUGCGUUUUUCGUUUCAUAAUCACGAUCACAAGCAACGAAUCUUGAAACACAGAAACACGCAAAAGGGAUCGUAAUCCACCAAUGAAAAAUCACAAUCCAUCACCUUUUGAACCCGUUAAAGAAAAGUUUUGUUUUCUAAGAGGUCCGUUAAGAUGAUUGACGGCAGCGAAAAACGUAAUCGUUAGUUGGCUUUUGAAUUUCAGAAUUCGCGUGUUUUUGAAAAAAACGCAGUAACAAACUUUUUCAAGUUGAAUUUCUUGUGUUAGGAGCAUUAGAAUCGUUUUUUUUUUUUUGAGUGUAAAACCAUAGAUUUAGAGUUUGAACGCUUAAAUUUUAUGAUUUUGAUGUUGAUGGUUAAAUAGGAAACCCGCAUGCGAUUAUGGAAGACUAAUAAGGCUUAGAGUUGAUUUCCAGUGUCGCGUAAUUUUUACGUGCGUACGUGCGUAAAAUUUACGUUCGCAAAUAAAAUAGAGGCAAUGUAUGGAAGGUCGCUCGUAAGCGUAAAAGUUGAACCUCGCUCAGCUUCUCGUUUAUGCUCAGCACUUUUUAUCUUGCCUCGAUUUUAUUUACGUGAUUAAAAUUUACGUGCGUCAACGUGCGUAGCCAAAAACGCGUCAGUGGAUAUCCGUGCAACCUAAAGGAAAGCUAGUUCAGACUCUGCGAAAGAGAAAAAAGCAGCUGAAUUUACAGAUUUCAAAAAUCUUUCCUUAUUAGUUGAAUCAAUCUGGAUUUAAAAUUCUAUAACUUUAAAACCUUAACGGGCUCAAACAUUCUAAGUAACGUACAUUGUUUUAGCCGGCGUUUUUGUUAAGUUUAUUGUCAACAAAUAUCUGGGUGUUGGCUGUAAUCAUAUAAACCUGUUUCGUGUAAACAAGGAGAUUUCCGAAAUCUUGUGUAUUGCUCAGUAUUAAAGCUUAUUGAUAGGGUGUGUUAGCAAAUAGCCAUAUUAAGGCUUUAGUCAACAAAAAAUUACAGUCAAAUCUCGACUUAGCGGCGUUAUAUUAAGAGGCCUCUCUCUAUCUAGGAGCCAGUAUGUCGACUCUAGAAAUAAUGCCACGACAAAUAUUCCGUUACCUCUGUUAAGCCUCAAGGAAACUUCUUGGUGUCUAGACUAGGAUUCAUUUUUUUACUUAAUAGUGAGAAUAGUAAGAAAUCUAUAACCUUAAGCUUAAGCGACUUUGAUCUGGCGUUUUCUCUCCAUUUGCAUCGCUUUAUUUUAGUUAUUAUUGAUCUCUGCAUUUGGUUUGAUAUUGAUUUUUAUAGUCUCCCUACUUGUUAAUUUUAAGCAAAGCGCUCCAUCAAAUCACUUUUCGGCUUAGUGACAACGCGACUUGCUCCUUCGCGGAGAUGGCUCUGUCUUCAAUGUUAAGUACUAAAUCAAAAUCCAACACAAAUGUUCUGAUGAAGUCAUUGAAAAUCGUCCAAUAGUGGACUGGUCUUGUUAAAAACCAGUUUACUAGAACAAUAAAACUGUUAGGAGUGGUAAGAAAGUGGACUGGGGAAUCUUAAGAUAGUUGCGCCGACUUCGUCAAGCCUGAGAGCGCGGUUAUUUGGGGAAAAUCGCUCCAAACCCCAUUGAUUGGUUUAGAGAAUGAAUGAAUAAACUGGUAUUUUUCUCCCGUUGAUCCAGUGCCCUUUUAGACGUCCGCUAAUGCAUCGUCAUUAUUUGAGCCUAAUUAAACGAAAACGUGAGAUUUCUCGUAACACUGCCCCUUUAACAGAGGCUACAGAAAUUUAACUAAAUUCUCCUGAUCAGAGACAUAGAAAUACAAAACUUAUUUACGUCAAGUCUCAAUACGGACACAUAAAAAGGUGCACAUGAAGCUUGUAGUGACGGAUCUACGAGAGAGACUCGGGGAUCCGGGACCCCACCUUCUUUUUAAGCAAAAGUGAAGCCCACAGAGCCGAGGAAAAUUGUUUUCGAAGACGAUCCCCAUCUUAUCUUGGGGCCUGAAUGAGCGGGCGCCACCACUUACUUGAAGAUUUGAAUCCUUCAUUGGCUUGUUAGGGGGCUUAAGCAACGACGACGACGGCGACGGCAACGAGAACGGUAAAAAGCGGCGAUAGGUUUAGUCUAGCAAAACAACAACUUUGCGCUUGCAUCACGCGUUUUUUACAUCUCUUUCCCGUCGUUGCACGACUGCCACAGAAAACUGUACUUGAACGCAAGACAACCAGCUUCUUUUUAUAUUCCUCAACUUAGAAACAGUCAGUCCUCCAGAAAUAUUGACAAAUAUGGAAUAAAAGCGAUGAAGUUUGAAAAAGCUCGAAUUGAGUUUUUAAGUUCGUCGCCGUGGCCGUUGUGGUUGCUUAAACGCCUGGCUAAUAUCUUUGAGAUUGAGACUAAGUGAAAUGUCCGCGAUACAGAGGCGAAAGCGUGUCAGAGAGUUGUUAGUAACGUAAUAAGCCGUUCGAGUGUAUGCUAUGUGGUCAGAGCUUACAAAGACAGUCUUAAAGUAGCUCAAAUUAAUUUGUACUUCUUAAACAUGGCCCCUCCAAUCCACUUGUAAAAUGUGCGAAAAUCUUCUGGGGUGCUGGUUGUAUAAAGCAACAGAAGAUUCAGACGGACCUUUUACAACUGUUCCCUGUAUUCCGAGGGAUUUUCUUGCGCUCUCGUUUCGUUUCCUAUAUUCGUAAAUACGCUUUCGGCCUAGUUAUUCGUGAUCGUACGAGAAAAUCCUCCAGAGAAAAAGGAAAUGGUUGCAGAAAAUCCGCAAAUCAUCUUAAGCCGCUUCGAACGACCGGGUCUAGGCGACGUCUGAGGCGACGGUCGGAAGUCUUCGUUAACCUUCGGGCGUAAUCUUUUCGUGGAAAGUCAGACCACUGACUCUGUCGUUAUCACCAGACCGUUUCAUGAGCACGUUUGCCACAGACUUGAAUUGAAUUAAUAAUUAGAGGACUAUUUUUAAGCUUUUCUUUAUGUAGUCUUUUUAAAAAUACGUGCAUUAAGUCUGAAUCGUUGCGUUCAGUUCUGAGUGCAUGUGUUCCGGGGUUGUACAGAAAUUCCGGUUCGGUUCCUGUGAAGUUAAAUUUUUGAAGUAAAUCACGUAAUUACGCAGUUCAACCACACAGAGGAUACAAUCCCAAGAAAAAAAGAAGCACUGACGCGGAACAGAACACAAAGGUUUUUUGGUGUGUUCUUCGUUUGUGGUUCGUAAAUUAAGCUGAACGGAGAAAACGAUGGGGGGGGGGGGGGGAGGGGAAAAAAACCCCCCAGUCUUUUCCCUCUUCUUCCCCUCCCCCAUCGUUUUCAUGUUUGGCCUUGAUGACUGUGUCUGUUACUUUAUGAAUCAGAAAAGAAAAACACGCCAAAAAAACGUUUGCUACGCAGGCUAACAUCCUGAUUGAGCUUCGAUUUUCAACGCAAAGGUAUCACCAGUUGCUUGUCUCACAAAUUUAACAAACAAGUGAUGAGGACCCAUUUUAGAAAUCAUCUUGGUAAAUGCUGUUACAAUGGUGAUUUUUUAAUGGAUAAUUUUGCCAUUUGCCAUACAUUCGAACCUCUUUAUAAUGACCGUUUUGGAGAGAUAGGGGUGUAACGUAACACCAGUUUUCUAGGAACGGGUACUUCAUUUCUAUUUUUAGAAAAUGCCUACUGAAGCGUAUUUAAAAAAAAUAAACGUUCAAAACAAACAUGAUAUCAAAAUUAAAUUUUGUGCAUGGUUCGCUUUAAGCAACUGCCGUUUCAGUGCGGACGAAAUUUAGUACCCGACGACUUAGUGACGAAGUGGUUGUUUAAACAUGAGUGAAUGUAAGGACUUGAUACGGACUGUUCACCAGGCCAGAAACAAGUGACCUGUCCAAGAGGUUCUACUGUACAUUGAUGAACAGUUUAACUCACUCCCUGUCCAUUGUGAUUUUUCGUACUUCGCUGUGAAGUGCAUUUAUAAUACGAUGAAAAAAGGGCUCUUUACGAUAAGAAACUGGCAAACGCACGCGCCUUGUUUACAGUUCUCUUCCGCUUGUGAUAAAUCUUAGCUUGCCCAAGGACAAUUGCGAACAAUCCAGUUGUUUUCUUUGCCUGAGUUUGUUAUCUUAACCUAAUUAAAUAAAUGACACCUUUUAGUUCCUUUGCAAAGUCUGCAAAGUGAUAUUAAUUGGAAAUUAAGGCAAAAACCAACGGAGCAACAGAGUUAAGUAUCAUUAAAAAUAACUGAGUACUUUUUCCUUUUUUUCUAUUUACCAGGGAGUGUUAUUAUAGCGUCAGGCAAGGUUUCCCGCGACCAAAAUAGUUUGAUGCUAAAAAUAAAAAGUAAUUACUUCCUAAGUUUGAACAUUGCCAAAAAUAUACUAUUAUUUAUAAAUAGCUGGUUACGCCCAUUUUGAUUUAUGUUAAUUAUAAGCGACGACCCGUUAAAUGUUUUAGUACAAACAAUCUUCAUAAAGAUUUGGUCGUAUUUCCCACCAAUUAAGCAUUUUUUUUUAACACGGCUGAGUUUUAAAGUGUCUGUGUCGCGACAAUCUUUCCUUGUUUCUUUGUGUUAACUAUAAACUGGAUUUUGAAAGUCCAUUUCCUGUGCUCAAAAUAGGCUUGAGCAACGAAGAAAAGACGAAAAUUUAUUUUCCAAGAUAGCAGAAACUUUAAAGUACAGUGAUGCUUCCACAGUGAUACCGUCAAACCUGCAGACUUCGUUCUUUUAAGUUUCAGCACAGGUACCGCUUAAAGGUACCGCAUGCUCACGUGUGAGAAUCGUUGUUGCGUAACCAAGAAAUAUUAUAAUGGUUUGUAUGGAGAUGGAUUUCAGCGAUUGUUAUUUAGGGGGUCAAAAAUAGUAAUAAAAAUACAUCAGAAUUCCUUACCUUGUCUUCUUGUCUAAAUUUAUGGUGUUUUCUUAGCAUUUUUAACGAACAACGGCAGAACUAAAACUCGCUGAAAUCGCCCUGAAACGGCCAAAAUGCUAACACCAUAAAUUUAGACAAGGAGACAAAGUAAAGAAUUCUGAUGUAUUUUUAUUACUAUUUUUGACCCCCUAAAUAACAAUCUCUGAAAUCUCCGUACAAACCAUUAUAAUAUUUCUUGGUUAUGAAACAACGAUUCUCACUCGUGAGUUUGGGGUACCUGUGGUUUCAGUCUAUUUCAUUCCUGUUAAAAGAAGUUGUUAAGUAGUCUACAAAAACUGUGUGGCUCUGUCGGUGAGGAAAUGAAACACAAAAAUGUGGGUUUAUCCACAGGUUUUGUGUACUAAGGCAGAAACUUUAAGCAAGACAAGGCCACCAUCAUUGGGCUGAAACGGCUUCCGCAGGUGUUUAAAGUAUUGUUAGUACUAAUCUCUGCAAUGCCUCUGUAAUAGGCUAAUAAACUAAAUGUGGAAAGCAUUCACCCUAUCUAGAUCCUCUUGCUCUGCGGGAAAAUACAUAAGAAACUUUAAAAAUGUAGCGAAAAGAUAAAAAUGGCCUGAAGACUAGUCCACAGUGCGGCAUAAGAUCUUAGAUCACUAUCAGAAAAUGGAAAGAAUAUCUUAUUUAUCUUUUGCACCUUUUUAUUUUGUACUGGAAGCAUACUUAACGCGAAUGGGACUGGGCGCAAACAAUUUCUCUGCAUUGUGUCUAAACAUGGUCUUGUAAAACCGUCGAGAUUAUUUUAUUUUUUAAGACAAGCAUCCAGCUAUAACUAAUACCUAGAGUUCUUUAGUCACUUUCUUUGACUCUCUUUGUGGCGGUCACCUAACUACUAAAUGGACUAAUAGUUUAAGUGAGUUUAGUGUAACAGGUUCAGAUUUAAGGUUAAAAAUCUUGAAAGUAAAACCUUUCGGUCCCCGGCUUUAUUAGGGCGUCAGAAAAGCGUAGAAGUUCAUAUCUAUCCUCUCUCAGUAUAAAUUGAUUAGCGGUUUGGAAUUUACUGACAUGGAUGAUUUCAUGGGCUUGUCUAAUACGCUGUAAAUACUUUUUGGCGCGGGUAUCGUUUUAAGUAGAUCCCAUGUAUUAGCUCGAGUGUUCUGCCGUGACCCUAUAGCUGGUCCUCUGAAGACGUUGCUUAGGUUCUGUGACGACCUGGAUUAACUCGAGUGCGAAUUCUCGAAUGGCUUAAAUGUUCGCAAGAGCUAAGGGCCGAGGUAGAUCAAACAAUUCCUAAAUAGUACACACAGUAAUGACAGGUUUUCAGCGAAAACUCUCAAUAAAAAAAGCCCAUCUCAUUUUCAAAAUGACUGGUCCGGUCGACUAGGUCUGACUUGUGGUAUGAGCCGUAAGUUUGGCAUUGUAGGUUGCUAAUUAAAAAUGCUUUUUGUAUAUUUUCCAUCACUCCGCCCUGAUGAAGGCUGCAUGAAGUCUUAGCCAAAACAGGUAUUUUUAACCAAGUGAAAGUAACUUUUAUUUUGUUUGGUCGUGAAUCCACCUGGGUUGCAGUUUCAUUGUUAAACAUUUUUAUAAGUGGAAAGCGAGAAACCUUUAGGGUCGGAUAUUUAAACGAAGUAUAACUUAGACCGCGGUUUAGGAAAUCUUUGGACUUCGAGAUCUCGUCCACAGUGGAUUAUUUUAAGAAGCAAAUGCUUUUCUAGUCUACGCCAUAUGAUUUCAUGAAACUGUUCACAAUAAAUAGUGUUUAUAUAAAAGCUUUCGGCAAACUGAAAAUGGCUUAGAACGCGGUUUUGUUAAACACUGGCUAAACUCCGUUUAAAUAACUGGCUCUUCAUUUUUGUUUCAAUUUCUGUGUCAGUAAUUUUUUCUGUGAGGUGUGGUCGCGGGAUUUGGCGCGACUCGCCUGUGCCCUGCCCAAUGAAUCUACAACACGCGCAAUUUCUUGCAGUGUAUCGUGAUUGAUAAGGGAUUUCUGCAGCGCGUGCGGUUUUAGAAAAAAGUCAAACCGUGCCGACCUCGGCUUAGUCCUUAACACUCCUUAAGACCCUAAUCUUGUACUUUAUCCAGUUUGUAUCUUUUCUGUGAACUUUCCGGCACGUCAUAGGUCAAGUAUUUCCCUUGCAUGAAAAAUCCAAUUAACUCCUGUGAAAUUUGAAAUCGUGUUGUGUGGUAUCUUACCCACAUUAAAACGUGUCCUACAGAGCUUUACGUCCAGUUGUCAUCAAACCAAUUUGUACUUAACAUGCCCACACUUGUUUGGGGAUUGACCCAGACUGACCGGUAGUUUUCUGCGUAUAAAUGACAAUCUCAAGUAUUAAAACUUGUUUAGACUUAGCUUUCGACAUUUCUUUUGGCAUUAAAACCUGCAAGUGUCUCUUGAGGGAGGAACAAAUGUGGCAAUUGUACCAUUAUCACUUGGUUUUAUCGUAGAAAAGAUUGCGUAGUGUGAGGUAACAAGGUACAACCACGACUUAAAUAUGUUUCAGCCGGUGAGAUAUGAAGCAAAAGAAUGUGCUCAAUCCAGUUUUACUAUCGAAAGUUGAGCCCGGUGUUUUUAAAGCAUCGCAUACACUAACAUCAGUGAAGUCCUUUUGAUGCGUGCAUGGUAUUAGCGAAAAUUCCAAACAUGUUUAUCUCGAGUGUGCCACUUGUCUCUAGUUACUCUAGCCACUAAUCCCUUUAUUGUAUCUAUUUUGUACCUUUUGUGCGUCCCGGAGGGCAAGUCUUGUGUCAAGCGUUCAAGUGUCUUACCUCGCGUGAAGAGGAAUCGUUUAGUGUUUGUACCUGAUUUUACACGGGAUUAUUUCUUAUCCAACCCUUCCAGGCGUAAUGUUGAACUCCGAAGUGUCCUGAUAAAACCCCUUACUCCAAGAACAAGUUACAGCGAGACAGAUCUGUCACUCGAACUUUUAAAUCUGUGGACAAAAUCAUAUGGUGUUACGAAUCAAAUGAAACCUCUUGAGCAGUAUUUUCACUUGGUACUAUUUUUUAGUUUGUAGUUCUAACUUUUAAAUCUGUUGACAAAUUGCUAUGGUGUUACCAAUCAAAUGAAACCUCUUCAGCAGUACUUUCACAUGGUUCUAUUUAUCUAGUAUGUAGUUCUAACUUUUGAGUCUGUAGAUGAAAUCCUAUUGUGUUACCAAUCAAAUGAAACCUCUUCAGCAGUACUUUCACAUGGUUCUAUUUAUUUAGUAUGUAAAAUCUGUGGACAAAUUCCCAUGGUGUUACCAUCCAAUUGAAACCUUUUUGGGGUCUUUUUGGCCGAAAAUUUGCAUAGUACUAUUUAUUUCUUACAAUUUUACGAUAAGCUAUUAAAGUUGGGGUUUGUGAAUUUUUCAAAUGGCCUCUAUAAUGAGUAAAAAGGUUAAACUGGAAAGAAUUGCUUAGAAGCCUAUCUUUAAUGAUAUCUGAUUCCUCUGCCCCAGCCUGUAAUGCAAGGUAUUCCAUUGUGGCCUGUUGCUCUCUUGGCAUCCCCCGCGGGCGUGACUUGACAUCUUGUUUAACUAUCUCAAACAGUGGAAACUACAAUUGGGGUUCCUUCCUUUGUUUGCUUACUUCCUCCAAUGUUAUCGCACGUGGCGUGUGACUAGUCGUAAAAAUAUCGACUGUCAUUUCACUGUUAAUGUUAUGUUUACCACUUUUAACAGUCGCACCGAGGAGCAGCUUAUGUAAUAUUGAGACAAAUGCAUUCUGUUACAGAUAGAACUUAGAACCUAGAGCUGUACUGGGCAACAUUGGUGACUAUUUUGAUCUUACUGUAAAUACCUGCACUGCGUCUCUCGUGUCGGCUUAACGUGGCGUAAUCCUCUUGUCUUAAGACUAAUCUUUUAUUGUACAUGUAUCUUUUUUGUUUUACUUCCGUUGUUGUGUCGUGUCAAGCAUCCUGGCUGGCACAAUAUCAAAGCGAUUCACCGUUUAGUUUCCGUAACUGCUUUUAUAACAUCGUGUUGUGUGGCUAGAUACCACACAAGUAGUACUAUUUCAACACUUAACUCUCUUGAUAUGCUUUUCUUGUUUUCAGGACUUUUCGUCAGAGAAAGGUCGUUGGGAAGAGUUCAAGCAGUGCGUCAAGAAAGAGAUGUCUUUGUGA